AUGUCCGUCCAACUGAAACCUUUGUUACUCCCGAGAUUGGUAGAGCGACGCCGUCGAGGUGAGAGUAUCUCCGAUGCUGAAUUCAACUAUUCAUCGUCUUCAUCGUCAUAUUCGCGUAGUCGCUCUGCUUCUGACAUCACUUCACCUACUACGCCUACAUUUUCUGCUCGGGGAGUUCUCAGAUGUCACAGUUCUGCUUCAUCUACCGAAUCCUAUUCCCUACCAUCUGAAGCUCACCCUAUGUCGCCGAACUUUACCGAGGCGCAAACGAGCAUAACAUCGCUACCCGACGUGCUAGAAGAGUCACAAGACCGUGAUUACCAUUGGGAACCGCCAGUUGACGAAGCCCCCGAAGUCUGUGUAUGCCUUUGUAGACAGAACUCUCAACUUUUUCUAUCCCAUGACCCAUACAUGAUCUCAGAGUCGGCCAUGAUCACGAGCGAUACUAGAACAACGAACCCGGACUUUGAUUAUGAUCUAGACUACGGAGGCUUUACUGAUACCGAGACCUCAGCGAGACCUAACUUUGACAAGAGAAGCGACAGCUUUACAAAGCAACUUGCAAGCAAAAUACCAUUAUUCGUGCGCAGACACAAACCCCCCAAUACGGAAAGAUUAUUUUCUGCACCAGUAUAUAGCCGAGGAGAUCAAGCUUCACUAAGGGAAAAGCGCAGCUGCUCAAUGUCCAAUUUAUUUCGACGAGCAUUUGUCGCACAAGCUUCAAAAUUUCCGGAAACAUCUACUCUACCGAGUAAUCCAAAUAUCAAGCAUCUGAAACAAGCCGAAGUCGAAGCUGCUUCCCAUACUGCAAGGAUGGUCGAUAAAGCACGCGCUGAAGCGACAAGUACACCCCUACUGCCUCCCCUCAUGAAUGAUGCGCCCGCCAACUUUAUCACUCACACGACACAAUUAUCACUACAACAUGCCCCACCUCAUGGAUUAAGGAAAAAGACUGGUAAUAAAAUCGGUUGUGAAAAAGCUACCAUCCAAGCCCCUUCGUCACAAGCAGUGAAAAAGUCUUUGUCUGAACCCUCCCUUGAACAAAUCUCGCAUUCUCCAGGAAGUUUUCGAAUAAAAAUAGAAGAUUUGAACGACGAAUGGGCCAACAAACUUGGGCAUGCUAAUUUUACCAUACUUCCAGAACCCUAUAUUCCACCUACCUUUGACAUUAAUGCGUGUCGAAAGCUUCGGAAAGAUUGGGAUCAUGCUCGUUUUAAUUAUACGAAGCAUUUACUGCGGACUGGCGAGCAUUACGGAAUCACCUCUCAAAUAUAUCAAUUAACAGAAGAAAAGUGGAAUGCUACUGACAAGAUCUGGCAACGUUAUCACGAAAUAACAGUCGAGAAUAUGAUUGAGAAUGGCAGUGGUGCCUUUAAGAGUACUUCAACCUGUCCUUGGGAUGAGGAAGAACAUUCGACAAACACCUCCCCAAAUAAUCUUAGUAGGCACGGAAAUAAGUAUUCUCUUCUUGGUGACCAAAAUAUCAUAGGUCCCAUGGUCCAAGCUGCCGCUACCCUCCGACGAACUCCACCAACCAAAACCAGAUUAUUGAACUACAUCACGAGAAAACUACCUUUCUCAUCAUAA
Blumeria graminis f. sp. triticale is the source of this 1587-nucleotide messenger RNA. NCBI's taxonomy places the organism in Eukaryota, Fungi, Ascomycota, Leotiomycetes, Helotiales, Erysiphaceae. The record is from the annotation of a GenBank genome assembly.